UUCGAGGAUUUUAAAUGAUGAAAGCCGAUCCUUUAGAAGCGAUUUUCUGAGCUCUAGUUUACGUUGUCUUUGCUUUAUUCUGUCUACAAAGAAACGGAAGGCUGACUUCCUGUUUAGACCUUCCCGUUUCAGUACCAAAUUGAAGUAAAUUUUUAAAUCCAAUUCCUUUCUGCUCGCAAAUCCUUAUUUAAAAUCCAAUUUGUUCAGGGUUUAAGUACUCACGGGUGCUUAUUUUAGAAGCCAAAUUGUCCCAGGAAAAAGGCAGCGCUCUCCGGCAAGGGCUAUGCGGCAACGCUCCACGGAAAUAGCAGUUGACUCACAGCACCGCGCCGCUUCCCCCUCUUCGCUUCGGAGCCCGUUAGUGGGUUCCUUUGCGGGUUGGGGGGGCGCUAAGGGUGCCCGCCGAGUCCCAUGGUCACAGGCUUCAUCCGCCUGUGAUUUUUAAAAGGGUCCCCGCUUCGCCGUAGCGGAAAAGACCCGUUUCGCGCAGAGCUAGUCCCUCCAGUUCAGAGGGAGUCCGCCAUUGCCGAUGGCGCCACCCCGGAAGUCCACGAGGAUCCCUUCUGACGCCACAGUUCUGUGAUCCUAGUGGCUCUCAGCUGCAAUGCCAUUCCAGUACAAUGGAUUCCAUCACUAAUUUAAGCACAAUGGAUUAAAAUUUUUAAGUUUUCCACAGCGAACGUUCCACUUAAGCCCAUGUAUGCCUGUGUGGUGGACAGCAGAGCCAGACCAGAGUCUGGUGGUGGAGUCCUUCUAAAACCCCAGCAGAGUGCUGAAGCCUCUCUCUGGUGGACUACGGAGCCAGGUAGCCACAGAGUGGGGAGGAACAGCGCUUUUGGGGGAGGGAGGGAUAAAAGCAGCAGUUUCUGUGUGAGUGGCAGCUGAUAACACACAAGUCCGGUUAAUUAAAAGGGUUGGUUUAUUGGUAAAUUGUAGAAAUUCAUGUAAUUGGUGUACCGUGAGGAGGAUGCACUAUAUUUAAUUGGGGGCGGUUGGCGGGAGCACAUCCGCCACAUUAUUAAUGGACGGAUUCGCUGCCGUCUGCACAGAGAGUAAAAGUCCUGUGUUUCACAGUGCAUGGAAUCAACUGCCAAAGAUGCGUAAUGGAGAAGCCAGGGCUGCCAUGCUCUCCUGCAGACGGAAUCUGCUCAGUGACGGAUGGUGGGGGAUGUUUUACUGAGAAAGAGUACAAAGGUAAGGAGAACUUGCAGCGUGCUUCUUUUCUGUGUCUGUGUGUAUAUGCACCUGUAUGUGGCGACACCAAUUUAUACCUCUGUCCCUGUCCACCACAGGCAGUCAUGUGCAAAUAAUCUGAGGCCCCAGAGCCGGCCCUGCCAUGAGGUAGACUGAGGAGAAUGCCUCAAGCAGCAGAAUAGAGCAGGACCCAGGAGCAGCAAAAUCCCACCACUAGGGUGUUUUUUUUAUGCUGCCGUGGUCUAUAGCGUAGGCUGGGUGAGCUCUCUCCCUCAGGCUGUUCUCUCCCUCUUCCAGACAGUGCGCUGAGGACUGGCUCACUCCUGAAACCCCUGCCCACUCUGCUACUGGGGCGAGAGCAGCAGCCAAGAUUGGCUGCUGCUCCUCCUUGCCCUUCUUCUUUAAUCCCCAGCUGCCGCCUUCCUGAACUUGGGUGCUGGGCAGCAGGGCCAGGCACCAGGAAGGAUCUGCCUUCCCUGAGCGCUAAUUUGGGGUCCUGCUAUAGAGGGGGAGCCUCCUGCCCCUCCAGGAGCAGGAGCAGCUGCCAUUGCCACCAGCAACCCAACCUCAGUAGCACUUUCUUCUCAGUAUACAUGCAUAGGCUCAGGUUGUAUAGUUGCAAUCCUCUACGCCGGUGGUGUUGAAUUAGCUAAGUACUGUGGAGCCCCUACUUUUGAAAAUGUCAGUAUCUCUAUGGUAGUUUUUGUUAUGUUAAUGGAAUAUCCUCCAACAUCCCGGUGAUGCAAAUUGGGAUAUGGUCUGGUCCCUCAACGCAAUUAAAAACCACCUCUAUCUUGACAACGCCCCCAUCUUCUGCGCAGAUAUAUGCACCCCACUCAGUGACCCCUCGCUUCCCACUGGGCACCUCAACAGAGGCCUUGCCCCUCACUCAUACACCCUCUACUCGUUCUCCCCCUGCACCAUCCAACUGAGAGGGAAAGUGUGUGUGUGUGUGUGUGUUGCAGAAGGUAUUCAGCUGAAAGGGAAUUGUGCAGAGGAUGCUAUCUCCAACCCGUUCAUUUCAAUAGCCUUUUUAAGGUUCACUAAAGAAAAAGUAGCAGGAAGGUGAAUAAUUGCCUUAUAUUAUUAGUAUUAUUAAAUUUGCAUGCUGCCCUUCAUCUGAAGAUGAACAGGGUGGUUCACUUUGUUGGGAACCCAGCCAAAUGGGUGGGGUAUAAAUAUUAUUAUUAUUAUUAUUAUUAUUAUUAUUAUUAUUAUUAUUAUUAUCUAGUGGAAUAGGGUGCAAACUACUACGUGUAAACUGAUUUGAGCAGCAAUACAACAGGCCAUCCAAGCAGGAAUGACAGCUGGGCUCAGGAAGAACCUGAAAAAGCCCUGGGCCCAACUGACCCUUAUGCUCUGCAAAUGGUGUUAUAAAGAAGGCUGGUUCUGCUGUAUUCUGUCACACCUUCCCAACAUUCUGUCACACUCUGGUGUGGCAAACUAGCAAGAUUCAAAACUGAACAGCAAAGUAUGUAUCAGCAGAUCUGACUCUCCAUUGCUGAAAUCACUGGGUGGUCCAUUCCUAAUGCACUAUAUACAAAAAAUGUGAGAUGGGUCUUACACCAGGUGAUCCUGACAGUAGCACAGGUACAGUGGUACCUUGGGUUACAGAGGCUUCAGGUUACAGACUCCGCAGGAGGCCCCAUUAGCUAAAGUGGUGCUUCAGAUUAAGAACAGUUUCAAAUUAAGAACAGACCUCCAGAGCGUAACCCAAGGUACCACUGUAUUAGGAAAUACCUCAUAAGUAACACAAAGAUGCCUUCUUCUCUCCAAAAUCCCAGAUGGCAGAGUGAAGACAAUAACCAAGGGCUGUUAUGUAGAUAAUUCCAGAUGUGAAACCAAAUGGAUAAAUCAUGCAGAUGGAAUUGAACAUGAGAAACGCUGCUGUGCCAAAGACAAUUGCAACAACAAAUGGUAGAGUGUGGAUGAAGACACACGUAACAGUUAAGGCUGAAAUCCUACCAACACCUCUUGUGGAUUAAGCACCAUGGAACUCAGUAGAAUUUCCUUCUGAUUAAACAUUCAUACAAUUACUCUAGAUGAAAAAUUGCAUCCCUUCUUCUUUAAUAUUGUAAGACACCCUGAUGAUUGUGUUGUAGCGCCACCUAUAAAUUCUGUGAA
Podarcis lilfordi (Lilford's wall lizard) is the source of this 3318-nucleotide messenger RNA. NCBI's taxonomy places the organism in Eukaryota, Metazoa, Chordata, Lepidosauria, Squamata, Lacertidae. The record is from the annotation of a GenBank genome assembly.